Phlebotomus argentipes is the source of this 4118-nucleotide messenger RNA. It is a transcript of the gene anne, whose product is annotated as polyamine-transporting ATPase 13A3. Gene Ontology annotation, cellular component: membrane. The record is from RefSeq and is a predicted model, not a curated record. The transcript has 7 exons. Bases 368 to 4063 code for a protein of 1231 amino acids. Gene Ontology annotation, biological process: intracellular calcium ion homeostasis; polyamine transmembrane transport. Gene Ontology annotation, molecular function: ATPase-coupled monoatomic cation transmembrane transporter activity; P-type ion transporter activity; ATP binding. NCBI's taxonomy places the organism in Eukaryota, Metazoa, Arthropoda, Insecta, Diptera, Psychodidae.
AACUGGGAUUCUCGACAGCUGUCGCCACAUGAUAUGCGUGUUUUAUUGAUUUUAUCUUGGAAGGUGCUCUUAUGCGAUUGCGUCACUGACUGUAUGAGGACAAUAACGUUGGUCAGUGCUCUCGUGUAUAAUAAGUAACCUACGGGCGCGUAAGUGUCGUUUUGUCCUUAACAUCGAGUUAAUAAAUUUGUGUAGUGCAACAUAACCUUAAAUUUAAUGGCGCAUUCUGGGAAGCCAUGGUUACAAUGUCAGUUUGCAUGGCAAGUGGAGCCAGAUCCGGGUGACUGACCCGAUCUUGGGCGCUCCCGCCCGCCUAGGUAGCCAUAGCUUGGGGGGUGCGCCCCCACAAAGACAGUUGACAGUGCCUAUGGAGCUUUUCGUGGGUCGCCUCCGAGCCUAUUGGCUUUCCCACAGUUCUGAUUGCCAAGAUAAUCAGCCUCCACGAGAUACGUCCGACCAAGUGGCUGAGCUUCUCAAGGACUCUCGCAAUACGGAGGUGGCUACUCUUAAUACUGGUACAGGGGAAGAGAUGACGGUAACAGGAUAUCGUGUCUGCCGUUGGCGUUCUGUCAUCUAUUGGUGCGUAGUACUAUUGACCGGCGGUUCGCUCCGCCUUGUAACCCAUUGGUGGCAACACUGGCACCUCCUCGCCACCCAUCGUCGUUGUUCACUUGCUUUGGCUACAGCUGUGCUUGUACGUGAGCACUAUCAAGGCAAACACGUUAUCUAUUUUGUCUGUCAUGUAAUAACUCUAAUAUCAAAUGAUGGAGAGCUGAGUAUACCACAAGGUGGCGGAGCUUUUGCACCCGCCGAUUACGUGCGUCUGUUUCACUGUAAACAACUAAGAUAUAUAUGGCGUACAUCGGUGCAACAAUUUGAGUGUCUCACGGGGCUGGAAGAGGGCAUCAGUAGUGUAGCAUUGCACAGACAUCGUGGUCUCAACGCAGUAGAGCAAAAUCGACGUGGGGUGGUGUAUGGAACCAAUGAGAUUGACAUACCUGUGAAAGGUGUUUUAAAGCUACUCUUUCUCGAGGUUCUCAAUCCUUUUUACGUGUUUCAAUUCUUCUCAGUAUGUCUUUGGUUCUCCUACAAUUACGUAUGGUAUGCCAUUGUGAUCGUAGCCAUGUCAGUAUUCGGUAUUACAAUGUCAGUGAUUCAAACGCGCCGUAAUCAAAAAGCACUAAUGACCACUGUUGGAACUACAGAUUGGAUCUGCGUACGCCGAGAUAAUGGUGUUGUUGAACGCGUGGAAACACGUCUUCUCGUUCCAGGUGACGUUCUUCUGGUACCGCGCACAGGCUGUCAUAUGCAUUGCGAUGCCGUAUUGUUAAAUGGUAACGCCAUUCUCGAUGAGUCAUCUUUAACUGGUGAAAGCGUACCUGUAACAAAAACGCCAAUUCCAUGUCGUCGUGAUCUAAUGUUCAGCGCUCGUGAGCAUGGUCGACACAUGCUUUUCACAGGUACAAAAGUAAUUCAAACGAGAUACAUAGGCCACGAACAAGUACUUGCGUUGGUAAUAAGCACAGGAAAUUCGACAGUAAAAGGUGGCCUCAUUCGUAGCAUUCUUUAUCCACCUCCAGUAGACUACAAGUUUGAGAAAGACUCUUAUAAAUUCAUUAAGCUACUGGGCGUCAUAGCGGUCAUCGGUUUUCUCUACACACUUGUUACCAAGAUCAUUCGUGGAGUAUCUGCGUCAAAAAUUGCUAUAGAGAGCUUGGAUCUUAUCACUAUUGCUGUACCUCCUGCUCUGCCUGCCGCUAUGACAGUGGGACGCAUGAAUGCGCAGCAACGUCUGAAGCAAAAGAACAUCUACUGCAUCUCUCCGCGUAGUAUAAAUGUGUCAGGCAGCAUCGAUUGUGUUUGUUUCGAUAAGACAGGAACGUUGACUGAAGAGGGUCUAGACAUGUGGGGUGUUGUGGCUUCUGUAGAGGGGGAGUUCCAGAUGCCAGUACGCGAAAUUUCCUGCAUGUCCAGUGGUCCAUUACUAUCUGCUAUGGUAACAUGUCAAGGACUUACAGUAAUGGCGGGCGAACUGAAGGGUGAUCCGCUGGAUCUUAAAAUGUUCGAGGCCACGGGUUGGCUACUAGAAGAAGCUUGCUUAGAUGACCACACUAAAUACGAUAUGCUUUUUCCUACCGUCGUUCGUUCUCCGAUUGACGACAUUGAUGCUAUAGGCAUUGUGCGUAGCUUUCCUUUUACAAGUAUACUGCAGCGAAUGAGUGUGGUUGCACGUGGACUGACAGAUACACAUUUUACGGCAUACUGUAAAGGUUCACCUGAGAUGAUACACACACUGUGCCUACCUGCUUCUGUUCCACGUGAUUUUCAUGCAAAAUUGGACAUAUUCGCUCAACAAGGCUACCGUAUUAUUGCGGUAGCAUUCAAAGCACUUGAUAAAAAGAUUUCAUAUGCGCGAUUACAGCGCCUGAACCGAGAAGCAAUAGAAUCUGAACUGAUAUUUCUGGGCUUUGUAAUCUUAGAGAAUCGUCUAAAGAUUGAUACGACAGCAGUUAUUAGUAGUCUUACACGUGCAAAUAUCCGCACAGUGAUGAUUACGGGCGAUAAUAUUCUUACAGCGGUGUCAGUGGCUAAGGACUGUGGCAUGAUACCAAAGCAACAGAGUGUAAUAAUGGUAAAUGUGAAAAUGACAUUGGAUGGUUGCCACUUAUACUACAAUCUUACUAGCACCGCUGGACAAGAGAACAUAACUACAGGCUCAAUUGAUUCUCUGUACACAGCGGAUACAUGCACAACUAGUCAUACAACACAUACUACGCUGACCAUUGCGCAAGAUGACGAUGAUACUACAAUGCUGCCGCCGGAUUUACCGUCAAAUAAUUAUCGUUUUGCUAUGACAGGCCGUACAUGGGCACUUGUGCGGCAAUAUCAUCCUGAGCUCGUAGAACGUUUUGUAACACGUGGGGUGGUAUUUGCUCGUAUGCCACCAGAAGCAAAGCAAAGUCUUGUGGCGGAGCUUCAAUCUUUAGGCUAUUAUGUAGCCAUGUGCGGUGAUGGUGCUAAUGAUUGCGGUGCUCUUAAAACUGCACAUACAGGCAUUAGUCUAAGCGAAGCCGAAAGCAGCGUAGCAUCACCCUUCACGAGUCGCUCGGCUACAAUUGCGUGCGUACUUGACGUAAUUCGUGAAGGACGUGCCGCUCUCGUAACAAGCUUUGGUAUUUUCAAAUACAUGGCUGCGUAUUCUCUGGUGCAGUUCACCAGCGUACUCAUCCUUUACAGCAUUGACAGCAAUCUUACUGAUCUUCAAUACCUCUAUAUCGACUUAUUUAUUAUCAGCGUAUUUGCUUUCUUCUUCGGAAAAACCCCUGCGUAUGAGGGCGAUUUGGUGAGACAGACACCGCAAAAUUCCUUGAUUUCUUUGGAGCCACUCGUAUCGUUGACUCUACAUUUAAUUAUCAGCGUAAUGUUUCAGGUUUUUGCAUGGUAUCACUUGAGAGCGCAAUCCUGGUUCGUGCCAUUCAACGCCACCGCCCAAAGCAGCGAAUUCGAUCAUGGUUGUCUCGAGAACUUUACUAUAUUUGGAGUCUCGUCUUUCCAAUACAUCAUUUUAGCAUUUGUAUUCAACAAAGGUGCUCCUUACCGACGCUCCAUAACCACAAAUUAUGGUUUCCUUAUUGCCAUGGUAUUCAACACUGUGUUUACUGUGGUUGUGGUUGUUUCUCCGCCGCAUUUCCUUGCAAACCAACUUGAACUCGUAAUUCCACCUGAUAUGGGAUUUAGACUCACCUUGGUUGCAUGUGGAGCACUUCAUUGGCUAAUGGCAGUACUUCUAGAGGUGUUUUUUAUUGAGAAAUUUAUACAAAAACGUCAUAGAACGCCAAGACGGCGUUUUCUUCUCGUAGAACAUUUUCUCAGGCAAACCCCAGCAUGGCCACCACUUAGUGCAUUAGGAACGACUACGGCUAUCACUGCUCCCACUUCACCCACUUCCCAUGCCGACAUUGGCAUCAACGAGGCUCCCAGAGACCGAUCAAUCAUACUAAGCCUAAUUGCACCUGCAACGCUAAAUGCAGCAGAAUUUCCGCUUCAGCAGAGGGUCUCUUGAUAGUCAAUGUGUGUAUACAUAUGCAUUAAUAAAUACAGUCGAAUUGUAUAAAUCA